Theileria equi strain WA is the source of this 759-nucleotide messenger RNA. RefSeq names its product signal peptide-containing protein. Bases 1 to 759 code for a protein of 252 amino acids. NCBI's taxonomy places the organism in Eukaryota, Apicomplexa, Aconoidasida, Piroplasmida, Theileriidae. The transcript has a single exon. The record is from RefSeq and is a predicted model, not a curated record.
AUGAGGAUUCUGGUGCUGUUCUGGGUUGUUUCUCUGGUAAGACUCUGCCAUAGCCUAAAGCUGACGAGCCCCUUAAAGAAGGUGGGCAUUAGCUUCGACUUGGAGAGCCCGGACAUCAACAAGGUCUUUGCCAGCAUCUCGAGGGACGCAGGUCUGGAUGUGGUCAAACACUUGCCAAAGCCACACGUGCAAAUCACAAAAGUCAUCCGCGGGGGUAGCACAGUAUGGACCGCCAGACAGGGCGAGAGCUGCACGGCCAUAACUGUGCCUUCGCUCUACUCGGAUACGCAUGUCAGUCUGAUGUGCAGCCUCGGGAAUCUCGUCUACACGAGGCGUUACAGAAGGGCUCAUACCGGGUGGAAGCAGGUUUCGGAGGGAGACUUUGUCAAGAGCGUAAAUGACCUCAGCAAGAAGCUCAAGUUUGUGCCACAGAUGCUGGACAUUUCGCUAAUUGACCCCAAGAAAACUGAGGUCUAUGAAGACGCCGCAGAUGGAGUUCUUCACAAGUCCUACUUUCCAAAACACGGCAACUUUAACAGAGUCUCGGAUGGUCAGAACGUCGUCUGGUAUGGAGACCAAAAGGACGUUUGCACGGCGGUAUAUUCCGGGACCAAAGACGGGGUCUUGCUGGUCACAAUUCACCUGAGUGAGCAAGGCGGUACCGAACUCAAACAUUACAUGAGGAGAGAGAACGAGUGGUUUUCAGUCCCUCACGGAGACUUCAACCAGGAAAACAUGAUUAGAGCAAAGUAUUUCUAG